Messenger RNA from Umbelopsis ramanniana AG, 1659 nucleotides. RefSeq lists its product as uncharacterized. The transcript has 3 exons. NCBI's taxonomy places the organism in Eukaryota, Fungi, Mucoromycota, Umbelopsidomycetes, Umbelopsidales, Umbelopsidaceae. The coding region runs from base 6 to 1304 and encodes 432 amino acids. The record is from RefSeq and is a predicted model, not a curated record.
UUCUCAUGCCAACUGGGGACAAAUGGCUACUGACUCUGGCAUCCCAGGAAACGAGCAGCGAGGACAAUGCCACUAUACAGAGCUAUAAUGUAGAAGAAAGAUCCUCUAAAUUCGAUUCGAAAACGCUCUCUACUAGUCAACGUGAUUGGAAGGAGAAUCCCGACCAUGGCGAAGGAAGCCAAGCAAGCCCCUAUUCGGACCAAAUACCCUUGCAUGAUGGUAACGACACCGAUAUUGUGAAAAAUGAAAGCAGAGAAAUAAUGGAUGAAUACAGUCAGCAAACGGUACAAGAUGCAAUUGAUACUAGUGGCUGUUGGUCCAUAGGGGAGUUCAGCCAGGAUGAGGAAGAUUUAGCACCGCAACCUAGCAAUUUCCGUGAACAAGCUCUCUUUUCUCAAAUAGCGAAUUCUCGAGAUGACAUAGACGAUAAUAGCAGCUAUAGUAGCAUUUUGGGAGAUAUCUCACCACGCCUCUCUUCUGACGACUUUGAUAAUCACAACGUUGAGUUUGACGACCUGAAAGACGAAGGAGUAUCGAAUGGCCACGACCUAAAAUCAAGAUCUAAGAAGCUGAAUAACCUUGAAACAUGCGUAUCAGGAUCCGAUGCUGAAUUAUUGCCAAAGCAGAACGUAGCAUCGGCCCUCUCUCUAGCUGCACCACCCACAUUUAUACCUAAAGCACCUGUUUUUAUUUCCUCCAAGUCGACUGCAUUCUCUGUUCUAAAUUCAAGCACCAAGUCCGACACUUCAAAGCGCAAACAUAAUCAGAUAUCAAGCGACAGCCAUGAAAAGAUUACACUAGUAGAAAAUGGACUGAGUAUGAAGGCAAAGAAAUUGCUUGAAGAAGAUCAACACGCUCACAACCAGUGGGAUACGGAUGUUCGUGGCUACAUGGCACAACUGGGGUCCGUAGCUUUCUUGGGACCCAUAUACCCUAACACGCAACUUUUUCGAAUUGUGAAUAUAAUGGACGACAAAGGUUUGGUCUAUACAGAAUGCAUACGUAUUGAAGAGCCUCCAGAAGAAGUUGUGUGGAAGCAUGUGUCGGCGGCAGAAAAUAAUUUGCAAGACGACAACCAAGUUACAUGGUCUCCGGCUGAAAGCGAUGAUGUCGAUACCAAUCCCCAAGUCAUUUACUUUUCCUUCGUCAACUCUUCACUAAGCCAACCCAUGCGCGCACGGUUCAAUCAAAGCCAACUAGUUCGCAUAUGGCCACCUUGGCAUGAGUAUCUCCUAGAAAUGGAUGAUGGCUCCGUCACCACGAUCAAACUUGUCACUCAAUUCAUUACCGAUGCAAUCUAUUGAGUGCUUGUACAACAUGUCGUUCGCGACAACCUGUAUAUUUGUCUGUAUAUGCUGUAGAAAAAUACAAUAUGAAAGAAACACAAACAUCCAUUCCUCGGCAUUCACUUCAAUUUAGAUAAAACUCGUGUGGAGGGUUUUAUGGUAUUGAUUGCGGACAUGAGUGAUGGAAAAAGGGGUUGAAGUGAGUGAGAACAAUUACAUGGAGGCGAAUGUAUAUCAAAAAAUAAUCAAGUUCAGUGAAUAUAUAAGCAAUUCUAAAGUUGAACCCUCUUGUGGGCAGUUCUGGUGAAUGGUGUAAGGUGCCAUUCUGAAUCGGCAUCGGUAAGAUCGACAGUUCCAAGCUUAAUUUCAUAUA